UCUCUCUUUCUAGCAAUUAUACCAGGCGUUUAUGCAGUCUAUAUCUUUAAGUCUUCCGCCUUGGAUCCAGCAAACUUGCAUUGCGCUAUUCGGCCUGCGGGCUUGGCGACAUGUCCAUGCCUAGUGCUUGUCUGCUUCUUCAGAGUACCAGGUGCACCAGAGUCCCACAAGAGUCCAGCAUUGCUGUGCCCUCGGGGGCACCUUCGGCAAUAACCAGCUUGUCAUGGCCGGCAGCAGGAACUCACAUCGCCGUCCCGAACACGGAUGCUUUGUCGUUGAUCGACAAUGAGACUGUCCCAGCAAAUGAUCCGAUUGCAACCCGCACAGAUUCUCAAAUUUCACUUGAAUAUCCUGCGCAGACCGCAGCAACGCGGCUGUCGCAGGCUCCAGCCGCGAUUUCUACAGAUACGCUUCCCAGUUCCGUCGCAACCACCACGACAACAGAUAGUCUUAGUGCUUUCACAACCUCAUACCUUCCUAGUGUUCAACAUGAACACGUCCCACUGUCUUCGCAGACGAGCACCCAAACUCCGAGUCUCAGCUCCAGCCAACUCGUGCAACCGUCGUCGACGGAGCACUCUGAGUACUUGCUUGGUGCAGCCAGCCUCAUCACAUCAGCGCCCCAGACGUCUUUAGCAAUCAGUACUGCAUCGACAGCCAUACCUACCACGACGGAUGUGACUUCCAGCAACCACACCACUUCAGCAGAUCCCGUAGAUUUCCCCCACGACUCUAGCUCCAGCACCCCCUUACGUACCAUCUUGGGCAGUGUGCUAGGUGGACUGGCCUUCGUGGCGCUCGCUUUAGUCUUAGGUUAUUACUUCAUGAGCUCGAAGCGACGCACUGGUCGAGGCUCUCCGAGCCUCGGCACAAGUGAGGAAGUUUUUACAGCGGAAAAGAUACCUACUGUAGCACUCCCAGGUGGUGCUUCUCGUCCAGGAGUCCCCGUCUCCAAGCCCGAAUACACCUACUACGACCCCCGCUCUUCCGCCAUCCCCCGCGCUGCAAACGCUAAUCCAUUCGUCGAGCCCCUCGAACUCACCUACAAGUCCACGUCAUCCCGUGGAACGACCGUUCAACGCGACCGAGUGAUGCGCAACCCUUUCGCCGACCCCUAUUCCAGCCCGGGAAUCGUAUCGCCCACCACCUCCACCUCCACCUCCACCCACUUGCGCCGAUCGCAGAUGUCCCAGCAGCAACGCCCCGUGUCCAUUGCCUGGGGCGGCUCCGUCUACAGCGGCGGCGACGUCAGCCUGGGCAGCACGCUCAUCCUCCCGAAUGGCCGCAGCAGUGUCGGAAGCAGUCUCCUCAACCGCCUCAGCUACCCUUUCACCGUCAACGAGCUCUCGGACGCCGGGGGUGGCGAAGGGUAUUAUGAUCCGGGCGCGCGGGUCAGCACGCGCAGCGACCCAUUCGAUCUGGAAUAUCCAGUCAAGGCGGCGGUCAUGCAUCGUCGCAGUUCGACGACCAUCCCGCUCGCGCAGGUGUAGUACUCAGUAAGAUCUGAUUCUCGGGGAUUCCGUAAGACUGGAUGUGUAUAAUGAUAUGACCGAACCGACCCGCUGUAUGAU
Molecule: messenger RNA, 1571 nt
Organism: Aspergillus aculeatinus CBS 121060
Lineage: Eukaryota; Fungi; Ascomycota; Eurotiomycetes; Eurotiales; Aspergillaceae
Exons: 2
Coding region: 111-1490 (459 amino acids)
Source: RefSeq, a predicted model, not a curated record